UCGUCUUCAUGACGCCGGCAGCGGGGAGAAACUCCACCGAAAAGCCGCCCUCCAUCAACGUCCAAAACUUCUUUCCCCUUCCUCACAUUGUGGAACCAAGCCGCUUUGGCAGAUUAUCUCGCUUCUUUAGCAUUCCACAAGCUUAUUUCUGAAUCCUUUCUUUCAUAAUCCACUUCUUCUCUCUUUGCGACCGACUUCAGCGGUUGUAGGUGCGCUCGGCGCAAAACGACAGAACCCCUCCCCCUCCUCCCCCUUCGAUCUCCUUCUGUGCAGCGAACUUCUUCGCCAAACAAACGCUGACUUCGCAAAAUGGCUGUCGAACUCAAGAACAAGGGCAACAAGGCCUUUCAAGCGGGAGAUUAUCCCAGUGCCGUAGACUUUUACAGCCAGGCUAUUAAGUUGAACGACAAGGAGCCUACCUUCUUCACCAACCGAGCCCAAGCAUACAUCAAGACCGAGGCCUACGGUUAUGCCAUUGCCGACGCUACAAAGGCUAUCGAGCUCAACCCCAAACUUGUCAAGGUUCGCCACAAGACCACAAACGAACCGGAGGAAGAGGCUUUGAAAUGUUGACCUUGCUAGGCGUACUACCGACGAGGACUGGCCAAGACUGCGAUCCUCCGACCUAAGGAGGCCAUUGACGACUUCAAGACAUGUGUGUCUCUCGAUCCCAGCAACAAAGAUGCCAGACUCAAGCUGGAGGAGUGCAAAAAGAUCGUCCGUCAGCUAGCCUUCUUUGCGGCAAUCGAGGUCGGCGAUGAGCCUUCUGCGGCUGAGGGUCUUGAUCUGGACUCCAUGGUGGUUGAGCCAGGAUAUGAUGGUGUGCGAUUAGGCGACGAGAUGACACAAGAGUUCAUCGAUGAUAUGAUUGAACGUUUCAAGACGGGCAAGAAGAUCCACCGGAAAUACGUCUACCAAAUCAUCAUCGCGGUCAAGAAGCUCGUAUACGAUGAGCCCACCAUGGUUGAGGUCGAGAUUCCCAGCGACGUGAAGCUCACUGUCUGUGGUGACACUCACGGUCAAUACUUCGAUCUUAUGGAGUUGUUCCGCCGUAACGGAACCCCCGACGAGAAGCACUGGUAUCUUUUCAACGGUGAUUUCGUGGAUCGAGGUUCUUGGUCGACUGAGAUCGCUCUGCUCCUCUAUGCUUACAAGUGGUUGCGACCUAACCAGUUCUUCUUGAACCGUGGUAACCACGAAACGGAUGACAUGAACCGUGUGUACGGUUUCGAGGGCGAGUGCAAGGCCAAGUAUAACGAGCGGGUCUUCAAGCUGUUCUCUGAGAGCUUCUCUGCUCUUGCUCUGGCCACUCUCAUCGGCAAGAAGUACCUUGUCCUUCACGGAGGUCUUUUCUCUGAUGACAGCGUCACUCUUGACGAUAUCCGAAAACUCAACCGACACAACCAGCGACAACCCGGUCAAGCUGGUUUGAUGAUGGAGAUGCUCUGGACCGACCCCCAGGAGGAGAACGGCCGAGGACCCAGCAAGCGUGGUGUCGGUAUGCAGUUCGGUCCCGACAUCACCAAGAAGUUCUGUGAGAAGAACGGUCUUGAGGCUGUUAUUCGAAGUCACGAGGUUCGCAUGGACGGUUAUGAGGUGCAGCACGAUGGCCGCUGUAUUACCGUCUUCUCUGCCCCUCGAUACUGUGACUCAACAGAAAACAGGGGUGCCUACAUCAACAUUGGCCCCGACUACAAACUCCAGUACGAGCAAUUUGAUGCCGUGCCUCAUCCCGAUAUCAAGCCUAUGGUGAGUGGUCCUCGAUGCCCUACUCGUAACCCCCAAUACUGAUCAACUGCCAGGCAUAUGCGCAAAGCUCUCUCAUGUCUUCUCUGAUGUAGAAAAAACGGAGAGCCUUUAGAAAGCGAAACUGGCGGCGAUUUCACGAUGUAUUCAGGUCCCUGGCGUCUGGAAACGGUGCAUUUGCAGGGUAGGCCGAUGGGCGAUGUACAUGCAUACUUUUAUACCCCCAUCUACGGAUAGAUGAGAUGAUAAAAUGAGGUUCCAGCUGAAUGAUGAUAAAUAUGACAAAAUGCCACUCUUCAAGCAUUCCAUAGUCGAUCUUGUCCGUCCGCUCCAACCAUGGCGCCUAGCCAGUCUGAGCAUUGUCGUAGUUGUAGGCUUACUUGCUCGCCAUCAUCGGUUGUGCCUUGCCAUGCUGUGAUUGCCGUCGCAAAGGAGCCAAGGUCUGGUCUUGGAAUACGGACCCAGGCAUGGUCAGCUUCGAUUUUGAGUAUAUCCAUAGAAAUUGCAGUUCCUACCAUCCCCAGACAUCGUCGAAGAGCAGUUGUGCAGUAGCUCUUUAGCGAAAGGUUGUCAAGUGUGACAGAUGAUGAGCCGCUGAGGCUGACAAGCUGCAGGUGUACAUAUGAGAAUGGUGGCGCCUUAAUUGUGCAUGCGAGAAGAUCGUGAGACUUUUCCAGAUCUUUCUGUUGAAAGAUUGACUUUUGGCUUCCCUGGCUUGAAUUUUGCGUCAUUUUGAAUAGAAA
Molecule: messenger RNA, 2489 nt
Organism: Fusarium odoratissimum NRRL 54006
Lineage: Eukaryota; Fungi; Ascomycota; Sordariomycetes; Hypocreales; Nectriaceae
Product: protein phosphatase 5
Exons: 5
Coding region: 796-1791 (331 amino acids)
Cellular component (GO): cytosol; nucleus
Molecular function (GO): protein serine/threonine phosphatase activity; protein binding
Source: RefSeq, a predicted model, not a curated record